Molecule: messenger RNA, 1305 nt
Organism: Culex pipiens pallens (northern house mosquito)
Lineage: Eukaryota; Metazoa; Arthropoda; Insecta; Diptera; Culicidae
Product: acetylcholine receptor subunit alpha-like
Exons: 5
Coding region: 430-1290 (286 amino acids)
Biological process (GO): regulation of membrane potential; monoatomic ion transmembrane transport; signal transduction
Cellular component (GO): postsynaptic membrane; synapse; neuron projection
Molecular function (GO): acetylcholine-gated monoatomic cation-selective channel activity; transmembrane signaling receptor activity
Source: RefSeq, a predicted model, not a curated record
GUUUGAAAUUUGCAGAAAAACAUGAUCGUUUCUUGACCGGAAAUUGCUUUUCACCACUCACCGCUGCCAUUUUCAUAGCUCCUGCCCCAGCCAUUACCAUCCCUCCCGUAGGACCAGAGCAGUUCUGGACGACCAACGCAAUUCGAGGAGCAGAUCAGAACAGCAGCAAUUUCGGUUCUACCGCACUCUCUCUCUCUCUCUUUCUGUUUCUCGUCAUCAUUGGGAGCUCGCUGGCGCAAUCGAUUUCGUCAAAAUUGUCGCCCCACGGCAACCCGGUGGUGGGGUGGUCGGUGGAGGAGGAGCAGCAGCAGGGAAGGGUUGUUGUUGUAGCAGCAGCAGCAGCAUCAGGACAACUCCGUGUAUCGUUCCCGACGAGCUUGGCCCCGUGGUGGAACAACGACGCUGGCCGGGACGACGCAGAGAGAUGAGAUGAGGCUGCUACACGGCGUUAGUUUCAUCAUUUUCGCUGCCGUUUCAGUAUGCGCGGGAAAUCCUGAUGCAAAACGUCUCUACGAUGAUCUUCUCAGCAACUACAACAAACUAGUUAGGCCUGUUGUGAAUGUCACAGACGCAUUGACCGUAAAAAUAAAGCUCAAACUGUCCCAACUAAUUGAUGUGAAUUUGAAAAACCAAAUUAUGACCACCAACCUAUGGGUAGAGCAGACGUGGUAUGACUACAAACUCAAGUGGGAGCCAAAAGAGUACGGUGGCGUGGAAAUGCUGCACGUUCCCUCCGAUCACAUCUGGCGGCCGGACAUUGUGCUGUACAACAACGCAGAUGGAAACUUCGAGGUGACACUGGCCACGAAGGCCACCCUCAACUAUACGGGCCGCGUCGAGUGGCGGCCACCGGCCAUCUACAAGAGUUCCUGCGAGAUCGACGUGGAGUACUUUCCCUUCGAUGAGCAAACGUGUGUGAUGAAGUUCGGCAGCUGGACGUACGAUGGCUUCCAGGUAGAUCUUCGUCACAUCGAUGAAGUUAACGACACCAACGUGGUGGAGGUGGGUGUGGAUUUGUCCGAAUUCUACACCUCGGUUGAGUGGGACAUCCUCGAAGUUCCUGCAGUGAGAAAUGAAAAAUUCUACACAUGUUGUGACGAACCGUAUCUUGAUAUCACCUUCAACAUAACUAUGCGUCGCAAAACACUGUUUUAUACCGUAAACUUAAUUAUUCCUUGCAUGGGCAUCAGUUUUCUAACGAUACUGGUAUUUUACCUGCCGUCGGAUAGUGGUGAAAAGGUAAGUACCAAGUACAAAGGCAUGUUAAGCAAUUCAGUAUAUCAGGUGUGACCACUUGCUGGUUUU